Messenger RNA from Cuculus canorus (common cuckoo), 2214 nucleotides. RefSeq lists its product as uncharacterized. The record is from RefSeq and is a predicted model, not a curated record. Lineage: Eukaryota; Metazoa; Chordata; Aves; Cuculiformes; Cuculidae. Bases 1520 to 2140 code for a protein of 206 amino acids. The transcript is spliced from 2 exons.
GUAACUGUGGUCAGAAACAAUCUGUACUUCAGUCCUGAAUGUGGACUUGAGAGAAUAUGUGAGUCUUCCACUAAGAAGGUGAUGUGGCCAAGAGCCCAGCUGAAGUGCCUCCAUACAAACGCACGAAGCUUGGGCAAUGAACAGGAGGUGAUGGAAGCUACCAUGCUACUGGAAAGCUAUGAUCUGGUUGCCAUCACUGAAACUUAGUGGGAUGAAUCCCAUGACUGGAGUGUGGCUAUUGAUGGCUACAGGGUGUUCAGAAGGGACAGACCACAAAGAGGGGUGGAGGUGUUGCCCUCUGUGUCAGGAAAUGGAUAGAAUGUGAAGAGCUGCCGUUGAGAGGUAGCCACAAACAGGUUGAAAGCUUGUGGGUGAGAAUAAAAGACCGAGGAACCAAUGGGAACUUUGUGGUUGGUGUAUAUUACAGGCCACCCUAUCAAGGAAAGUUUUCUUCCUCCAGCUGCAGGAGGCUUCAUGGUCACAAGUUCUCAUCCCACUGGGGGACUUCAACUAUCCUGACAUCUGAUGGAAAAGUAGGACAGCAAGUUGUAGGAAAUCCAGGAGAGUCCUAGAUACAAUGAAGAUAAUUUCUUAACCAAGCUAAUAGACACUCCCACCCUACAGUGGGGCAUGCAAUACUGGACCUGAUGGUGUUACAACAAGUGAGUUCAUCAGUGACCUCAAGAUUGGGGGCAGCCUGGGCUGCAGUGAUCAUGCUCUGGUGGAAUUCAAGGUCCUGAGGGAUAUGGGGACAAGGGAGCAGAACAGAGCUGGCAAAUAGUUAAGGGUGCUUUCCAUAAAACACAAGAACACUCAGUCCUCAGAUGUAGGAAAUCAGGCAGGGAAGGGAAGAGACCAGCAUGGCUGAGUUGAGACCAGCUGGUCAAAUAGAGGAGUAAGGGGGAACUGCACAGACAGUGCAAGCAGGGACAGGAAAACUGGGAAGAGUAUAAGGGAUGCUGCCUGGUUGUGUAGGGAUGGGAACAGGAAGGUCAAGGUUCAGCUGGGGCUGAACUGGGCAAGGGAGGUGAAGACUAACAAGAAAGGCUUUUACAGGUACGUCAAUCAGAAGAGGAACCUUAAAGAAUGUACUUCCACUGGUGGAAGAAAAUGAUGGCCUUGUAAUAAGAGAUAAGGAGAAGGCUGAGGUACUCAACAAUAUUUCUGCCUCAGUCUUUGCUGAAAACCACUCUCCUCACUCCUCCUGGGUCAAUUGACAACAAGAUGGGGACUAGGGGGGUAAAACCCUCCCACUGUAGAGAAGGAUCAGGUUCAUGAUCACCUGAGCUACCUGAAAAUAUAUCAGCCUAUGGGAACUGAUGAGAUGCAUCCCAAGCUCCUGAGGGAAUUGGCCCAUGUGGUUGCCAAGCCACUCUCUAUGGUAUUUGAAAAGUCAUGGCGGUCAGAAGUUCCAUGGUGACUGGAAGAAGAGCAACAUUGUGCCCAUUUUUAAAAAGGGUAGAAGACAUGACCUGGGAACUUCUGACCUGUCAGACUCACUUUUGUGCCAGGGAAGAUCAUGGAACAGAUCCUCCUAGAAGCUAUGCUAAAGCACAGGGAGGACGGGGAGGUGAUUGGUGGCAGCCAAAAUGGCUUCACCAGGGGCAAAUCCUGUAUGACCAACCUAGUGGCUUUCUACGGUGGGGUAAUCACAGCAGUGGACAUGGGAAAACCAAUGGAUGUAAUCUAUCUGGAUUUCAGUAAAGUGUUUGUCAUGGUCUCCCAGAACAUCCUUCUCUCUAAAUUGAAGAGGUAUGGAUUUGAUGGGUGGACUGUUUGCUGGAUAAGAAACUGGUUGGAUGGUCAUAUUCAGAGAGUAGUGGUCAAUGGCUCGAUGUCCAGAUGGAGAUCUGUGACAAGUGGAGUCCAUCAGGGGUCCGUAUUGGAACAAGUGCUGUUUAAUAUCUUCAUCAAUGAUAUAGACAGCAAGACUGAGUGCACCCUCAGCAAGUUUGCAGAUCACACCAAGAUGAGUGGUGCAGUUGCUGCACCAGAAGGACGGGAUGUAAUACUGGUGUACCUGGACAGGCUGGAGAAGUGGGCCUGUGUGAAUCUCAUGAGGUUCAACAAGGCCAAGUGUAAGGUCCUACACCUGGAUUGGGGCAAAUCUCCUGAACUGGAAUUGCUGAGUAGCAAAUGAAUUAGGUUUACUUGUCAUGCAGAUCCCAAAAACCUAUAUGUUUCAUUUUCAAGUAAACAAAAAUCCAACAAACA